ACAUUUGACCACAUUGAAAGUAAUAUGGUAAAGUGUUUGCUAUGAUAGUAAAUUCAAUUAAUAUAUUGGGAUGUAGUCUAAAGUUUCACUCUCGAACAUUUCCAAUCAAAGUUUGAACACGGUGAUGCAAUUAGAAUAAACGAGGACCUCAUAUGCACUGGAUAUUUGAGCAGUAGACAUGGGGUUAUUCAAACAAGCGAUUUUUGGAAUAUUUUCUGUAUUAACAUAUACAUAUAUUAGAAAAUGUACAACGAGUGAUUUACCGGUGAAUUUUGGAGGGAGUUGGGAGCCAGAAUUUCAAGACGUGGCUGACGUUUUCAGGAAAAAUGUCGAAAGCGGGAAGGAAAAGGGAGGAGCGUUUGCUGUUAAUUACAAGGGCAGGCCUGUGAUUGACGUGUGGGGUGGGUACGCAGAUGCAGAGAGUUAUCGCCCUUGGACAGAGAAUACUACCACGGUGGCCUUUUCCUGUACGAAGGGAGUCGCCGCUAUCUUAAUUGUGAAAAUGAUGGAGCUAGGGAUCAUCAGCCCCAAAUCGGUUGUGAAGGACUACUGGCCCGAGUUUGCUGUCAACGGGAAGGACAACAUCACCGUAGAGAUGCUGAUGAGUCAUCAGGCCGGACUUGUAUACUUGGAUACGCCGCUGUCUCUUCGAGAGUAUAUCGAUGACAGGGCAAAAUGGUUGAGGACUCUUGCAGACCAAUCGCCCGCCUGGCCGCCUGGUUCGCAGUUUGGUUACCAUUCGUUGACCUUUGGUAUGUACGUGGACGAGUUGAUACAGAGGGCAGAUCCACGGCAUAGAGACACGGCAACCAUCUUUCAAGAUCUGAUCGGAAGACCCUUCGGUAUAGAUUUCGGUAUGAACACUCCCCAGUGCGAGUUUGGACGCUCGGCAAGACUGGUCACCAAAUCGAAGCUGCAACUGCUUAUUGACUCUCUCAGUUUUCCACGAUACCUCGUUCCCAUGUUCCAGAUUAUAACCCAGCCUAACACGCUCAUGGCGAAGUCUAUAGUGCCUAUUAUAGAAUACGCCCAGGAUACAAAAACGUUAAACAAUCCUACAGUCCGCGAGGUAACAAUAUCGUCUGCAUCCGGAACAGGAACGGCUCGUGGAUUGGCCAGACUUUACGGAAUAAUUGCCAAUGGGGGGUCAGUUGGCGGAGAUUCGUUGCUGUCACGUGACAGUAUCAAAAACCUGUCCACGCCUAUUAUCUUUGGCAAAGACACCGUGUUUAUCACUGGAGAGGAAACGAGCUUUGGACCUGGAACAUUUUAUAGAAAGAACCCAAAAGGCCAAGACGCCGUGGGUCACACCGGGCAUGGGGGUCAGGUUGCCAUAGGUGACGAGGCGAACGCCCUGGGUAUCGCCUACCUGACCAAUCACUUGUCAAUCAACGGCAUUGGGGAUGACCCGAGAUACGUUGAUCUCGAGAAAGCCCUCUAUCGGGUGAUUGACAGAUUGCAGACGAGGACUUAAAGAUAAUUAAUCAUAGUCCAAUUAUAGGAAAAAAAAUUACCAUUAUUAUUUUUAAAUUUCAAGUGUAUGCAGGAUAGAAAUAUUUAGACAAACUGAACGAUUCCUGCAGACCGGAACAAAACUGUAGAAGUAGAAUGCUAGGCAUCAGUACGGAGUUUUUCACAUUGUGUACACAAUCCUUCAUGUAAAAAAUUCAGUUACUUUUAGGAGGUUUGCGCAUAUCGUUUUUCAAAACCGUAUAACAUAUAACAGUGCUCGUAUCAGCGGAUCUAUACAUAAAUAAUUGAACCGGAUGGCGAUUUUUCUUCCAAAGUUAGUUAUUCAUUGUGACGGAUACGCUUUAGCACGGCACCCUUAACCCAAGACUGACCUAUAUAUAUGAAAAUGAGUCGCGAUUUUGAAAAGGCAAGCUUAAUGCAUGUGCUCAAAUUAUCGCCCCGGAUUAGCCUAUUGCGCAGGUUAAUCAGUGACGACACUUUCCGCGAUUAUUUAUUCGUUCGUAAAAAGUAAGUCUAUUCUAAACGACAAUCUAGUCUUGUCUCGUCCCUGAUUAGCCUGUACGGAUCUGCGACGAUACUUGACGCACGUGUAUUUAAGCCCGAUUUCCCCAGUGCAAGGCUCAAAUAUGAAAAUGCUGUAACGAUGAAAAUAUCUUCAAUCACGCUGAGGCAGUUGCCUCGCCUACAUUUGAUGACCAAAAAUAUAUAUCUCGGAGAAUCAUAUGUCAAAAUAAUGAAUGUUACUGAAAAUGGAAAUGACGAAAAUUGAAAAACAAGUUUAAACUUCGUCUCUCUA
Dreissena polymorpha is the source of this 2269-nucleotide messenger RNA. RefSeq names its product beta-lactamase domain-containing protein 2-like. Lineage: Eukaryota; Metazoa; Mollusca; Bivalvia; Myida; Dreissenidae. The coding region runs from base 179 to 1474 and encodes 431 amino acids. The transcript has 8 exons. The record is from RefSeq and is a predicted model, not a curated record.